AUGCAAUGUUCCUGGAAGGCAGUGAUUCUGCUGGCCUUGGCCUCCAUUGCCAUCCAGUACACGGCCAUCCGGACACUCACCUCCAAGCCUUUCCAGCUGUGCCCGUUGCCUAGCCCCCAGAACUGUGGUCUGGGGGGCCAAGAGACAGAACCUCCCUUUGAGCGGGGAGCAGCAGGCGGUGGAGGCUGUGAUGACUACCCUUACUUUUCCAUCAAUGCCACACGUAAAACUCAUAUCCUGGUCUUGGCCACCACCCGUAGUGGCUCCUCCUUUGUUGGCCAGCUGCUCAACCAGCACCAGGAGGUAUUCUACCUGUUUGAGCCUCUUUAUCAUGUUCAGACCACUUUGAUUCCACGUCUGUCGCACAGUCGCAAUGCUGCAGAUCGGCGUGUGAUGCUGGGCGCCAGUCGAGACCUCCUGCGUAGCCUGUAUGGUUGUGACCUCUAUUUCCUGGAGAGCUACAUCAAACCGACACCCACAAACCACACCACGGAUAAACUGUUCCGUCGGGGUGCCAGCCGAGCGUUGUGCCAGCAACCUGUAUGUGAUGCCUUUGGUCCUGCCGAUGUUAAUGUGGAGGAAGGGGACUGUGUUAAGAAAUGCGCAGCUCUAAACAUGACCUUAGCAACAGAGGCAUGCCGCGAGAAGCGGCACGUGGCCAUCAAAAUUGUUCGUGUGCCGGAGAUUGGAGAUCUGCGGGCUUUGGUGGAAGACCCACGGCUGAAUAUUAAAGUCAUUCAACUUGUCAGAGACCCGCGUGGUAUCCUGUCAUCGCGGAUCGAGACAUUCAGGGAUACGUAUCGCCUGUGGCGUAUUUGGAGGGCCACAGGGAGAAGGCCCUAUAAUCUAGACUUGAGUCAGCUUACAGUUGUCUGUGAAGACUUUCUCAGCUCCGUUUCAACUGGUCUCAGCCACCCCUAUUGGCUGAAAGGGAAAUACAUGUUGGUUCGCUAUGAGGAUUUGGCUAGAAAUCCGCUUCUCAAGACAAAGGAGAUCUAUGACUAUCUGGGGCUGCCUCUGGAUAAAAACGUGGAAGACUGGAUACAUGCAAACACUCGGGGCAGCAAUGAGCCCUCAGCAAAACACAAGUUUGGUACAGUGAGAGAUUCAGCAGCUAAUGCGGAGAGUUGGCGUUUGAAACUGUCUUAUGACAUGGUAGAAUACACACAGACUGUGUGUCAAAAAGUACUUCACCAGCUGGGAUACAAGGCUGUGAAAUCAGUAGAGGAACUGAAAAAUAUGUCCCUCUCACUGGUACAGGACAAAACUUUUGUACCUUUUUUGUAA
Messenger RNA from Toxotes jaculatrix (banded archerfish), 1287 nucleotides. Its product is annotated as carbohydrate sulfotransferase 1-like. Gene Ontology annotation, biological process: keratan sulfate proteoglycan metabolic process; N-acetylglucosamine metabolic process; carbohydrate metabolic process. NCBI's taxonomy places the organism in Eukaryota, Metazoa, Chordata, Actinopteri, Toxotidae. The record is from RefSeq and is a predicted model, not a curated record. Gene Ontology annotation, cellular component: Golgi membrane. Gene Ontology annotation, molecular function: N-acetylglucosamine 6-O-sulfotransferase activity; keratan sulfotransferase activity. The coding region runs from base 1 to 1287 and encodes 428 amino acids. The transcript has a single exon.